AUUCGAAGAUGGCUGAGAAAUUAGUGCCCCUGCCGACGGUGGAGAAGCUCAGUAGUCGUGUUAUUCGUGUGCUUGGAGGGAAUCCGGGCAAGGUGAGCAUCCCCUACAGCUAUGACACCGUAAUCUGACAAUCUACCAGUUCUCACUGCAAGGUCCGAUGUUGUAGCAUUUCGCUCGUGAUAUGAAUGCUAAAAUUUGAAGGCACAAACACAUACAUUGUUGGUCAAGGCUCAAAACGUCUUCUCAUCGACACCGGCGAAGGCAAACCAGCAUGGAUUGCAUCCAUAAAGUCCGUGUUGGACAAGGAGAACAUCACAAUAGACAGGGCUAUCCUGACACACUGGCAUCACGAUCACAUUCAGGGUGUGCCUGACCUGCUUGAGCACUCGCCCAAUACCAAAGUCUACAAGAACGACCCACACGACGACUGGCUUGACAUAAGCGAUGGCCAGAAGUUUGAAACUGAAGGCGCGACACUGCGAGCAUAUCACUGCCCAGGCCAUACCACCGACCACAUGGCGCUCAUUUUAGAGGAAGAAGACGCAAUGUUCACGGCCGACAACGUACUCGGCCAAGGUACCGCCGUCUUUGAAGAUCUCACCGCCUACUUGAAAAGUCUCUCUGGUAUGUCCCAGCAAUUCAGCGGUCGCGCGUACCCAGGCCACGGGCCGGUGAUCCCAGACGGCCCCGCAAAGAUAGCCGAAUACAUCGCGCACCGCAAGCAGCGCGAGAAGCAAGUUCUCGACGUGCUUUCGCAGGACAGGGAUGGUGGGUGGACUUCGAUGGACAUUGUCAAAGUCAUCUACAAGGAUUAUCCUGAGAAUCUAUGGGAGCCGGCUGAGAGGGGGGUGUUGCAGAUUUUGGACAAGUUGUUGAAGGAAGGGAAAGUCACGUUUGAUGAAGGCAAAAAGACGUGGGCGUUAAGUGGGAAGUCUAGGAUUUAGGUAGCCAAUGAUAUGAUGCACUAGAGAA
Messenger RNA from Parastagonospora nodorum SN15, 972 nucleotides. RefSeq lists its product as hypothetical. The record is from RefSeq and is a predicted model, not a curated record. Gene Ontology annotation, biological process: secondary metabolite biosynthetic process. Bases 186 to 944 code for a protein of 252 amino acids. NCBI's taxonomy places the organism in Eukaryota, Fungi, Ascomycota, Dothideomycetes, Pleosporales, Phaeosphaeriaceae. The transcript has a single exon.